AUGAAGCGAGUAAAAUGCUGCACCGCCUGUCGCCGCCGACACAGAAAAUGCGUCACUCAACCUGGCGCAUCUCAAUGCGGCACGUGUCUAGAGUCAGGGCAGGAAUGUCGGUUUGAGAAUGACAUUCGGUUCAAACACACUCACUCAGAAACACAGAAGGAAUCUGGGCGGAAGUGGGCAAAGGUUCCUCAGAAGAUCUCUUUCACGACGCCCCGUGGGAUUGAUGGCAAGGUACCUGAGGAAGCGGACACCAGACCGGAGACGAACGAGUUGGCAACACAGCCGAUAUCAGAAGGGAUGAUGGAAAUAUCGAUAGACGACACAAUUCAAUCCCAACAAGAAACUGCGCCUUUGGAGCAAGUGUUCAGUUACUGGGAGUCGCCCUCGAAUCUCAUCACCGACUCCCCAAUUGAUCAGAACACGAACCCAGCAUAUCAACCAGAUCACACAGAGAGCUCGUCACUCCCACAAGCAUCCAUCCCUUUUAUUCUCGGCCCACAAAGCUCUUCUCAUGGGACUGGCCAAGAUUUGACAGGUCACGGUCAAAGUCAGGAUCCCUUCGAGUUGACAGAACGAGAAGCGUUUCUCUUCAUGACAUACAUCCACAAACUCGCACCUCUUUCCGACGCAUGCGACGACGCCCGCCAUUUCGCCCUCGAAGUCCCCCGCCUAGCCCUCCACCAACCCAUGAUAAUGAACGGCCUCCUCGCCCUCGCAAGCCGCUACGACUCCCGCUGCACCAACACCUCCUCCGACAUCGAAAGCACAUUCUACCACAACAAGUGCAUCAAACUCCUCAUCGAAGCUUUCACUCAACCUCCCGAGACCUGGGACUCAACGCUCCUCACUGCCGUUGUUAUCGCGCGCUUGUACGAGGAGAAUGAUAACGAGACGGAUUCUUACUAUCAUCAUCUCAGCGGAACGCAGAAUCUGUUGAAUCAUGAAGUCAUCGCGAGGUUUGUGAUGCAAGGUGGGUUGGCGGAGGCAGCGAGUUGGGUUCAUCUUCGGCAAGCUAUUUAUGUGUAUGUUGUUCGUAGGGAACCGCUUGAGAUUUGUCUUGAGAACUUUGAGAGAUCGACGGUGUUUCGAAGAUCUGAUGACUCGGCAUAUGCGAACAGGGCAGUUUAUAACUUUGCGAAACUGAUGAGGUUAUUUCUGCCGAUGGAAAGUCUGGAUGGUGAUCUUGGGAAGUGGGAGGCUGUCGAGAGGGAGAUUCAGGAAUGGUAUAAUGCCAGACCAGUUUCAUUCAAGCCCAUAUUUCACAAGGCGGCGGAUAUCACCAGCGACAGGCCGUUUCCAGUCAUCUGCUUUGCUGCGUCGGUGCCUGUGGUGGCGAUGCAGCAUUACUACGCAGCCAAGGCCGUUUUGUGCUUGCGCGACAGCAAACAGACAACAGACAAUUACAGCAGACAAGAAUCUGAGGUGAACAUAUCCUCAUACCUCUGCAUGCUUAUGGGCAUCGCUUUGUCCAAUUCUCAUGUGGCAAACGCAUUCUAUCUACCCGCACACAUGCUUUCGCUCUGUAGGUUUGAUGCCCAGUCCAAAUGUGAAGAGGGUCCACUGAUGUGA
Fusarium verticillioides 7600 is the source of this 1569-nucleotide messenger RNA. RefSeq lists its product as hypothetical. The record is from RefSeq and is a predicted model, not a curated record. The transcript is spliced from 4 exons. Bases 1 to 1569 code for a protein of 522 amino acids. Gene Ontology annotation, cellular component: nucleus. NCBI's taxonomy places the organism in Eukaryota, Fungi, Ascomycota, Sordariomycetes, Hypocreales, Nectriaceae. Gene Ontology annotation, molecular function: zinc ion binding; DNA-binding transcription factor activity, RNA polymerase II-specific; transcription cis-regulatory region binding. Gene Ontology annotation, biological process: positive regulation of transcription by RNA polymerase II.